AUGAAAUUCUCUUCAAAGUCCGUCGUCACUCCACCUCGCAAUGUCAUAAUCUUUCUCCAUCUAUGUGGCCAAGAAACCGCGGAUAUCGGUACACGUCUGAAGGAAGUGUACAAGGAGCACGCCCCCGCUAAAAGUCCAGUCUACAAGUCUCACUCGAAGUUCGCGUCUGGCGACUAUUCCAUCGAAGAUGAAGACCGUUCGGGACGCCCGAUGGAGUUGGAUUUUGACUUGCUGCGGAGACAGGAGGAAGUCUACCCGUAUCAAACCACUCGCGAACUGACAGUCGCUCUUGGGGUGAGUCAAACCACAGUUGUUCGCGGAUUGAAGUCAAUCGGCAAAGGGCGAAAACUAGAUCGAUGGGUACCACAUGCUCUGUAUGACAUGGACUGCCGCGCUGAUACCGCACUUUCUCUCCUCCCGCCCAAGCGCACCCACACGUGGCUUGAGCACCUAGUCACUGCGGAUGAGAAGUGGAUUUCCUUCUAA
This is a messenger RNA of Necator americanus (New World hookworm), 486 nucleotides long. RefSeq lists its product as uncharacterized. Bases 1 to 486 code for a protein of 161 amino acids. Gene Ontology annotation, molecular function: DNA topoisomerase binding; histone H3K36 methyltransferase activity; double-stranded DNA binding. The record is from RefSeq and is a predicted model, not a curated record. Lineage: Eukaryota; Metazoa; Nematoda; Chromadorea; Rhabditida; Ancylostomatidae. Gene Ontology annotation, cellular component: condensed chromosome; nucleus; site of double-strand break. Gene Ontology annotation, biological process: replication fork processing; mitotic DNA integrity checkpoint signaling; DNA double-strand break processing. The transcript has 2 exons.